AUGAGAAUAUUACGCAGCGAGAAUAAUCGCAAGAAAGCUCCAACACACGGGGAUGUAAUGAAUCUGACAGAUGUGUUUAAUCGACUUUUUAUUCGUUCUGAUCCAGCCAUAAGAAAAAUAAUUACUGAUUCAUUUGCAAAACACUACAUACACUCACAAGCACCAACGACUACAUCACAAUCAUUAAAUGAAGAUGACCACAUACUACAUAAAAGAGAUAGCGCUUAUUAUGAUAUAAGGCUUUAUAUUAAACAGUGGGUGAGUAACGAAUUAGUUUACUUUCUUAUUGCAAAUUGAAAAAACCUAUAUAAUGAUUGCGUCAUCCUUACUCAUCAUUGUAUGGGUUUUUUCCCUCUAUAUGUUACACUAUGAAGUAACCCAACAUUUCCUUUACUCAAAAAUAAUUCAGUAGAUCCGUCAUAUUUUAAUUAGAGGAGCUGACUCUUAUACUAUUGAUAAUAGAAUAUUCAGAGUCUAUAUAACUCUACCUGAAAGAAACGACACGUCUAAUUGUUUUUCCAAUAGUUCAAAAGCCAAUGCGCCAUACAUGCGUUUGAUACAUAUAUGGCGCAUUGGUUUGGAACCCAGAUAAUGAUUGCGUCACGCUUACUCAUCAUUGUCUGGGGUUUUGCCCUUUAUAUGUCUAAGGCUUCGUUUCUAUAAAUAUAUGUAUACAUAGGGAGAUGUGUGGACAAAAUGUCUAAAGACGAAUUGACGAAUCGCAAUUUUUAACCGUAAAAAUGAUGCCACAAUUCGCAUUUUUCGCUUAUUUUAAGUGAAUUGAUGCGAACUGUAUCGAAUUAGUACGGAUACUCCUAUAUGCUUGAAGAUAUCUUUUUUUUCUUUUUCUUAUUAUUUCAGACGAGACGAAAAAGCAAUGGUGUACAAGACACUUAUUUCUGAAAGUGAUGGUGUAGAGACCACUUUUAUACUCGAACGCUUUGCAGUUUAUAUCUGCGUUUUAACUUUUCUAAAGCAGAAUUAAAGCAAAAAUAUGACUACCCAGUGAAAAAAAACGAGCGUGAUUCCGCAAGUUCCUGGGGGAAAAAUGAAACAUUUUCACGCGGGAAGUGAAAGUCUUCUGCAGGAAAAGAAGCACUUUUCCCGCCGCAUUCUGCAGG
Messenger RNA from Didymodactylos carnosus, 1121 nucleotides. NCBI's taxonomy places the organism in Eukaryota, Metazoa, Rotifera, Eurotatoria, Philodinida, Philodinidae. The record is from the annotation of a GenBank genome assembly.